AUGAUCCAGCAAGUUGGUGCCACAGCGUGUGAUUUUCUGUCUGCUGCCUCUGCAGUGUAUUUUUAUCCAGAUAAACCCUGGCUGGUGACAGCUCAUCUGGGGAAUCUGAUCAUCCAGUUAUCCAGAGGUGGACACAUGGCAGCCCCUCCUUUGGUCACAAUACUGCCACCAGGACCUCAGCUGGCUCCUUCCCUUCCUGGACAAGAGGAUAAUGAGAAGAAGGUGGACGAGGAACCUGCAGCUGUCGCCUCAGGAGAAUCAAUCCACACGAGCUCUCUGCUGGGAGCUGAAGAUGCAGAUGAUGAGACAUUUCUCUUGUCUGACACCCUCAGCAGAAGCUCGAGCACUCUGGACAAACCCAGGGUCCGGCUGCAGAAGAAAGUCCACGUGAUAGAGGAAGUGCUGGAACAACUGAGGGGCAUUGUGAACGAGGGGGACCCUAAGACCAAAUACACUGAAUUUGUUCAAGUUGGCCAAGGGGGUUUCGGGACUGUUUACAAAGCCACGGACCCAGCCACGGGAGAUGUGGUGGCCCUAAAGAAGAUGCCUCUCCGCAAACGGAGCAGGAAGGAACUCAUUGUCAACGAGAUUCAGAUCAUGAAGGAAAACAGGCAUCCCAAUAUUGUCAAUUAUGUAGACAGCUACCUGGUGAAUGAAGACCUGUGGCUCGUGAUGGAAUAUGUGGAUGGAGGCACUUUAACCAGCGUUCUUGUCCAAGUCUUAAUGGAGGAAAGAAUUAUAGCUGCUAUCAGCAGGGAGUGCCUCAAAGCCCUGGAUUUCCUUCAUUCAAGGAAAGUGAUCCACAGAGAUGUCAAAAGUGACAAUAUUCUUCUCGGGAUGGACGGAUCUGUGAAACUGACUGAUUUUGGCCUGUGUGCUCAGCUGACCCCGGAGCGGAGCACACGGUGCACACUGCUUGGCUCUCCUUACUGGGUAGCACCAGAAAUCCUGAAAAGAAAGGAAUAUGACACCCAAGUGGACAUCUGGGCCCUUGGGAUUGUGGCCAUUGAAAUGCUGGAGGGGGAACCUCCAUACUUUAGAGAAAGCCCUGUCCAGGCUCAGCGCCUGAUCGCCCGGAACAGGUACCCCCCUCUGAGGAUGCCCAGCAAGAUGUCAGUUCUGUUCCACGCCUUCCUGCACUCCUGCCUGGACACCAACCCCAGCAUCCGCUGGACAGCCAAGGAGCUCCUGCAGCAUCCAUUUUUACGAACAGCCGUGAGUCUCUCUGUCCUGCCUGACAUGAUCCGUAUAGCCAGGAAACUCUGUAAGGCCAUGGAAGCACUUCAGGCCAGCAGUGCCAGCCCAGAGCAAAAGAAGGAAUAA
Molecule: messenger RNA, 1323 nt
Organism: Pyrgilauda ruficollis (rufous-necked snowfinch)
Lineage: Eukaryota; Metazoa; Chordata; Aves; Passeriformes; Passeridae
Product: serine/threonine-protein kinase PAK 3-like
Exons: 12
Coding region: 1-1323 (440 amino acids)
Biological process (GO): protein phosphorylation; regulation of MAPK cascade; intracellular signal transduction
Cellular component (GO): cytoplasm
Molecular function (GO): protein serine/threonine kinase activity; ATP binding
Source: RefSeq, a predicted model, not a curated record